Messenger RNA from Fomitiporia mediterranea MF3/22, 1204 nucleotides. RefSeq lists its product as uncharacterized. The coding region runs from base 216 to 710 and encodes 164 amino acids. NCBI's taxonomy places the organism in Eukaryota, Fungi, Basidiomycota, Agaricomycetes, Hymenochaetales, Hymenochaetaceae. The record is from RefSeq and is a predicted model, not a curated record. The transcript has 2 exons.
AGUACGCCAACCAGCUCAACGAAGUACUUAAAUAUGGAGUGGCCUCCCAGAAUGCUCGCUUGCCUCUUUGUUCCCGACGACAUUGUGGGCUAUCUCCGUGGCCUGUUUCCGGCCAGUAUAAAAUCCUCAACGCUUUUUGCUCUGCUUCACCACCUAUCUGCACCCCUCAGACCUAGGCGAAUUAGCCAAUUUUCACUCUCGAUUCCAAUUCAACGAUGAUUGUAGCGAGCCGGCUCUCGAAAACUAACAAGCUCACGAUGGGCUCGAAAAUCGCGAAGACCUCACCCUCCGCACUCGCCGACGCUGCGCGUCGUCGACGGAAGCUCGUCCUCAAGCCAAUCAAGCAAGACACGUUCUUGUCCGGUGUGUCUAUUCGGAAGGCAAUGGGCCAUCGUCGCGAGCGCGUCCGCCGCCUGUCGCCCGUGCCUAAAUGCAAUGCGAAGGACAAGUCCCAGCCUCGCAUGUUGCUGCCCACGAGCUACAAUGUGUCUUGCGACGACUCGACCGACCAGCCUGCACAGAUUACUCACGUCGGUGGUGGAGUUUCUGCAAACUGCAUAAUUGCCUCGCGCAUGCCAGAAAUACUCCAGCGCCCAGAGUUGCAUGAUGUUUUGCCGCAGAUAGCGAACCGCUCUGCACAUGCGUCCCAGUUGGCGUUGAAGGGUCUUGAGAUUGUUCGUAGAGAAUUGAUUAAGAACGGUGACAGGUGAGUAACAAUUUGCCUGAAAGUACAUGGAAGAGCGAUGGUCUGACGUCUUGCUUUCUAAGCCUCAUUGCAGCCGUCGCAAACGCGGUUUGCGAGCCUAUUCAAGCGACACACAGUUGCGAGCUCCCGCAGUUCGUCAAUAUACGCGUACCCAGCAAUGUACCACGAGAACAUAUCCCCUCGCACAUGCUCAUGGUUCAUUCCAGUCCUGGCAGCGUUCUGCUCGCGCGUACCACGCUUACCAAACCCAAGGCCACCUUCACUCGAACCGUUCGAUUCGCAGCCUAACGCAUGCAAGCGUAUUGUCCCACUCGUACCUUUUGCAAUACCAAGCCCCGAAACGUUCCCGUUGAUGGUACAAUUCCUCUGUACGCAGAACGCCAUGCAUUUGCUGAAACAACUCGUGCCAAUUCCCCCUACCGAUGGCGAUUACUCGAAACUCUCGAAACACCUUGCGGAUACGUAUACGGGUGCAUCGUUGCUUUCGAACGCGAUGCG